ACGGGAACAUCAGCAACAACUGGUACUGCAACAACAACAACAGCUGGGACCACAGCAACCACAAUUGUGCCCUCUACAACAACUGCUGCAAGUACACCUACAGUUGUAGUUUCUGAGCAAACGUCUGGUGUAACGACGGAGAUAUCUACUGCACCAUCAGCAACAUCAACGGCUGCACCCUCAGCAACAACGACCGCUGCACCAUCAGCGACAACAACUACUCCACCAGCAACAACGACUACAGCAACAGCAGCAACAACAACUCUUGCACCGUCAGCAACAACAUCUGUUGCACCAUCAGCAACGACGACUGCUGCACCAUCAGCAACAACAACUGUUGCACCAUCAGCAACAACGACUGCUCCAACAUCAGCAACAACAACUGUUGCACCAUCAGCAACAACGACUCUUGCACCAUCAGCAACAACAACUACUGCACCAGCAACGACAACUGCUGCACCAUCAGCAACAACUACUGCACCAUCAGUGAAAACAAGUGCUGCAACAGCAACAUCAGCAACAACAACUACUGCAUCACCAGCAACAACAACCGCUGCAUCAUCAGCAACAACAACUGCUGCACCAUCAGCAACAACAACUGCUGCACCAUCUGUGAAAACAAGUGUUACAACAGCAACAACAACUGCUGUACCAUCAGCCACAACAACUGCUGCAUCAACGGCAACAACGACUGCACCUCCAGCAACAACUGUUGCAUCAUCAGCAACAACAACUGCUCCACCAUCAGCAACAACAUCUGUUGCACCAUCAGCAACAACGACUGCUCCACCAUCAGCAACAACAACUGCUGCAACAUCAGCAACAACGACUGCUGCACCAUCAACGAGUACUGCUACAGAAACAACAUCUACAACAGCAAUAUCCCCUACGGGAACAUCAGCAACAACUGGUACUGCAACAACAACAACAGCUGGGACCACAGCAACCACAAUUGUGCCCUCUACAACAACUGCUGCAAGUACACCUACAGUUGUAGUUUCUGAAGAAACGUCUGGUGUAACGACAGAGAUAUCUACUGCACCAUCAGCAACAACGACUGCUGCAACAUCAGCAACAACAACUGCUGCACCAUCUGUGAAAACAAGUGUUACAACUGCAACAACAACUGCUGUACCAUCAGCCACAACAACUGCUGCAUCAACAGCAACAACGACUGCACCAUCAGCAACAACAACUGUUGCACCAUCAGCAACAUCAACUGCUGCACCAUCUAUGAAAACAAGUGUUACAACAGUAACAACGACCGCUGCACCAUCAGCGACAACAACUGUUGCACCAUCAGCAACAACAACUGCACCACCAGCAACAACAACUGCUGCACCAUCAGCAACAACGACUGCAGCAACAGUAACAACAACAACUGGCGCACCAUCAGCAACAACUGCUGCACCAUCAACAACAACGACUGCUGCACUAUCAGCAUCAACUACUGCACCAUCAGCAGCAACGACUGCACCAUCUGUGAAAACAAGUGCUGCAACAGUAACAACAACUGCUGCAACACCAGCAACAACAACUACUGCACCACCAGCAACAACAACUAUUGCACCAUCAGCAACAACGACUGCUCCACCAUCAGCGACAACAACUGUUGCACCACCAGCAACAACAACUGCACCACCAGCAACAACAACUGCUGCACCAUCAGCAACAACGACUGCAGCAACAGCAACAACAACAACUGCACCACCAGCAACAACAACUACUACACCAUCUGUGAAAACAAGUGCUGCAACAGCAACAACAACUACUGCAACAUCAGCAACAACAACUACUGCACCAUCAGCAACAACAACUGCUGCACCCUCAGCAACAGCGACUGCUCCACCAUCAGGAACAACAACUGUUGCACCAUCAGCAACAACUACUGCACCACCAGCAACAACAACUGUUGCAACAACAACGACUGCUGCAACAGAAACAACAUCUACAACAGCAAUAUCCCCUACGGGAACAUCAGCAACAACUGGUACUGCAACAACAACAACAGCUGGGACCACAGCAACCACAAUUGUGUCCUCUACAACAACUGUUGCAAGUACACCUACAGUUGUAGUUUCUGAGCAAACGUCUGGUGUAACGACGGAGAUAUCUACUGCACCAUCAACAACAACAACGACUGCUGCACCAUCAGCAACGACAGCUGCUUCAACACCACAGCCAUCGACUAUGGGACCAACAACUGCUUUCCUAACAGCUACAACAACUGCUGUACCUUCAGUUACAACAUCAAGUGUUUCUCCCUCUACUACAACAGGAACAACUACUACUCCAAGAACUGUCUCAACUUUGACCACAACCACCAAAUACCAGUCAACUACGACUAUCAUUUUUUGUUCCUUGAGAUGUCAUUGCAAUAAAACUUCAUGCGAUGAGAUUUGCAUUCGUACAAUGUGUGAAGAAGACUGUAUUUGCAUGCCUGGGUUUGUGAAGGAAGGAACACUCUGUGUUCACACUCCCAGCUAUUGUCAGUCCACUACAGUAACCAGCUGGUCAAAAUCAACCACAGCUUCGUUUACCACUUCAUUUGGAACAUCAGGACUAUCAACAACAACAACGCCUUUUACAACAAAUAUUGUUUCACUGUCUUCCAUUUCUCCAGAGACUUCGUUCAGAACAUCCAGUGUGUCUUUAACGACAGUUACACCAUUUUCAACAACUCCAGUCCCCCAUAAUUGUACAUUACCAAAGCAAUUUACUACAUGUGUUAUUUUACAAACAUGUGAGACAUUAGCCUAUAACAACUUUACUAAUACUGAUGAAAUUGAAUGUGAAGAAGGCUGUAUGUGUCCACCUCACCUUGUUCAAGAGAAAGGUGAAUGUAUCAAACCAACUGAUUGUCCUUGUUACCAUAAUGGAAAAUUUUACAAACCCAAUGAAAUUUUUGUAGUUGAAAGAAAGGACAACUGUGAUUUGAUUCAAGGUAUUUGCACAAGUGAUGGCAUUCAUACAUGGGUUAAUGAGCGCUGCAAUACAACAUGCUUAGAACCAUUCAUUUGGAAGAAAUGUGCAUGUAAUCGAACAUGUAUUUCUCAUAACCAUUCUUGUAAUGUUGAGACUUGUUCUCCUGGAUGUGCUUGUCCUGAAAAUACUUUAUUCCAAGAUGGGAAAUGUGUCUCAACAUGCAACUGCACAAUUGAUGGAAAACCAGUGACGGAUCCAGUUAAACCCACUCUCUGCACUUUAUGUAAAUGUCUAGAUGAUGUUCUUAAAUGUGGUGAAGUAUGUGAUAUCACAUGUACAGGGGACUAUGAAUUAGAGAACGAAAAUCUGAAUGAUGAUAUAUGUUGCCGAUGUAUACCACGUAAUAAAUGUGAAUACCCCAAAAGAUCAGGCAAUUUUUAUGAGAUUGGUGAAGUCUGGAAUGAUGGGCCAUGUAAAACAAUUGAAUGUCUUUCUGGACGUUCGUUGUCGAUGAAAGAAAUAACUUGUGAAACUCCUUCCUGUGACAAUUCCACAUGGGUAACAGAUCCGGCAAAAUGUUGUCCAUAUUGCCCAAAUACGACCACCACUGUUACAACUACGGCAGCAACUACUCCGAUAUCAACAUUCUUCACAUCGCCAUCUGUUUUCUCCACCGCCACUACUUCACCAGCGAUUUCUUCUAUGUCACCUCAUACCACUCCAGCUGUCAGUAGAACAACUGGUGUGAGCCCAACUAUGCAGACAACAACAUAUGCUCCUUGUGUGGUUAGAGAAGGUAUGAAUGAUAUAAAUAUCAUUCCUGAUUCCUUUAUAUCAUCAACUCCCCAAACACCAGACUAUCCCAUAACUAAUAUCAGACCAGAAUUGUCUGGUUGGAAGGUUCCAGUACCAAAAUCACCUUCUGAACCAAAACCAAGUGUUACCAUAAAACUGACAGAUAAACCUGAAGGAGUUGAACUGCUUGAAGUCGACAUGUGGGGUAGUGUUGGUAAGGUAACAAUUCUUGUGCAAACACCUGGCUCUGAUGAAUUCCAGAAGACAGUGGGAGGUACCAACAUUACUGGAUCCCUUGUAUUGAAUAAUUAUCCAAAGGCGACAGCUGUGAAGAUUAUUUUGGAAUCUCAAGGAAUUGUAGAAGGAAGUGUACCAGAUGACUAUUUUGUGUGGGUGCAGGUGAAGGCUUGCUUUAAUAUUUCCGAAGUUACAGGAACAGUUCAUCCCACAACAAGUCUUGCAACAAGAGCAAGUACAACAAGUAUUGUGUCAGUUCCAUCUGUUGAAACGCCUGUUGUUACAACCCUUCAUCCAGAAACAACUACAUCAACAAGCAUUUCUCCUGAAUCCACGACACAGACAACAACAGCACCUCCUUGUGUGGUUAGAGAAGGUAUGAAUGAUAUAAAUAUCAUUCCUGAUUCCUUUAUAUCAUCAACUCCUGACACACCAGACUAUCCCGUAACUAAUAUCAGACCAGAAUUGUCUGGUUGGAAGGUUCCAGUACCAAAAUCACCUUCUGAACCAAAACCAAGUGUCACUAUAAAAUUGACAGAUAAACCUGAAGGAGUUGAACUGCUUGAAGUCGACAUGUGGGGUAGUGUUGGUAAGGUAACAAUUCUUGUGCAAACACCUGGCUCUGAUGAAUUCCAGAAGACAGUGGGAGGUACCAACAUUACUGGAUCUCUUAUAUUGAAUAAUUAUCCAAAGGCAACAGCUGUGAAGAUUAUUUUGGAAUCUCAAGGAAUUGUAGAAGGAAGUGUACCAAAUGACUAUUUUGUGUGGGUGCAGGUGAAGGCUUGCUUUAAUAUUUCAGAAGUUACAGGAACAGUUAUUCCUGCUACUAGUCCUACAACAAGGGCAACUACAACACGUAUUGUGGCAACUCCAACUGUUAAGACACCUGUUGUUACAACUCCUCAUCUGGGAACAACUACAUCAACAAGUCUUGUCUCUGAAUCCACUACACAGACAACAACAACAGCACCUUGUAUGGUUAGAGAAGGUAUGAAUGAUAUAAAUAUCAUUCCUGAUUCCUUCAUAUCAUCAACUCCUGACACACCAGACAAUCCUGUCACUAAUAUCAGACCAGAAUUGUCUGGUUGGAAGGUUCCAGUACCAAAAUCACCUUCUGAACCUAAACCAAGUGUUACCAUAAAACUGACAGAUAAACCUGAAGGAGUUGAACUACUUGAGGUUGCUUUCAUGGGUUCUGUAGAAAAAGUAACAGUCCUUGUACAAAUUCCUGGUUCUGAUGAAUUCCAUAGGAUAAUUGGAGGUACUGCCAUUUCUACACCACUCAUACUGAGCACCUAUCCAAAGGCAACAGCUGUAAAGGUUAUUUUGGAAUCUCCACGUACGGUAGAAGGAAAUACACCAGAAAACUAUGUUGUCUGGUUGCAGGUGAAGGCUUGCUUUAAUAUUUCAGAAGUGACAUCAGCAAGUACAACAGCUAUAGUGACCACUCCAUCUGUUGAAACACCCACUGCUACAACUCAUCUUUUAGAAACAACUACAUCAACAAGUCUUGUCCCGAAAUCCACUACACAGACAACAACAACAGUACCUUGUGUGAUUAGAGAAGGUAUGAAUGAUAUAAAUAUCAUUCCUGAUUCCUUUAUAUCAUCAUCUCCUGACACACCAGACUAUCCCAUAACUAAUAUCAGACCAGACUUGCCUGGUUGGAGGGUUCCAGUACCAAAAUCACCUUCUGAACCAAAACCAAGUGUCACUAUAAAAUUAACAGAUAAACCUGAAGGAGUUGAACUGCUUGAAGUCGACAUGUGGGGUAGUGUUGGUAAGGUAACAGUUCUUGUGCAAAAACCUGGCUCUGAUGAAUUCCAGAAGACAGUGGGAGGUACCAACAUUACAGGACCCCUUAUAUUGAAUAAUUAUCCAAAGGCGACAGCUGUGAAGAUUAUUUUGGAAUCUCAAGGAAUUGUAGAAGGAAGUGUACCAGAUGACUAUUUUGUGUGGGUGCAGGUGAAGGCUUGCUUUAAUAUUUCAGAAGUUUCAACAUCAAGACCUUCUGUCCCAACAACCACAACCAUUGCACCAACAUCUGUUGGUAAGACAACAGAAACAAUGACUCCAACGACCACUGUAAUAUCAAGAACAACUGCAACAUCAACCACUUCAAGUGCAUCAAGACCUGCACCUUCUGGUGAAACAACAACAACAGCGGCUCCAACUGAAAGAAGCACUGCACCAUCAAUAGCAACACCCUCAACCACGACUGGUGCACCAACAAAAAUAACAUCAGCUUCUACAGCAAUAACAACUGCUUCACCAAUUACAACAGGUGCAUCAUCUGAAACAACCAGUAUUGCAAGUACAGCUGCACCCUCAGCAAAGACAACAGCUGCUACUAGAAGUUCUACUGCAAGACCUUCAACAACUGUUGCACCAUCAGCAAGUACAACUGCUGCACCACCUACAACAACAGCUGCACUUUCACCAGUGACUACAGCUGUGACAGCAACAACAGCCACUACUGUAACUACUCCUGCACCAUCAGUAACAACAGGUACACCAUCAACAACCACAACAGUCAUAACUGCAACUACAGCUGCACCAUCAAGAACCGCAACAGCUGCACCAUCUGGAACCACAACUGUUGCACCACCAUCAACCACAACACCUACACCAUCAGCAACUACAACAACUGCAUCUACAUCAGGAACCACAACUGCAGCACCAUCAACAACUACAACAGUUGCAACUACAGCAGGUUCUACAACAGCUGCACCAUCAGUGGCUACAACAGUUGCAACAUCAGGAACGACAACAGCUGCACCAUCUACAACUACAGCAGCUGCAACUACAACUGUGGUAUCAGGAACCACAACUGCUGCACAAUCACCAAUGACAUCAGCUGCAACUACAUCUGCACCAUCAGGAACUACAACACCUGCAACUACAGCUGCAACAUCAGGAACCACUACUGCUGCACCAUCAGCAACUACAACAGUUGCAACUACAGCAAGUUCUACAACAGCUGCAGCAUCAGGAACCACAACAGCUGCUCCAUCAGCAACUACAGCUGCAACACCAGGAACCACAACAGCUGCACCAUCUGUAACCACAACAGCUGCUCCACCAGCAACAGCUGCAACUACAACUGUGGUAUCAGGAACCACAACUGCUGCACAAUCACCAAUGACAUCAGCUGCAACUACAUCUGCACCAUCAGGAACUACAACACCUGCAACUACAGCUGCAACAUCAGGAACUACAACACCUACACCUUCAGCAACUACAACAACUGGAACCACAACUGCUGCACCACCAGGAACCACAUCACCUGCACCAUCAGCAACUCCAACAACUGCAACUACAACUGUAGUAUCUGGAACCACAACUGCCGCACCUCCAGGAACCACAACACCUGCACCAUCAGCAACUACAACAACUGGAACCACAACACCUGCACCAUCAGCAACUACAACAACUGCACCAUCAGCACCUACAACAACUGCAACUACAACUGUAGUAUCUGGAACCACAACUGCUGCACCUCCAGGAACCACAACACCUGCACCAUCAGCACCUACAACAACUGCAACUACAACUGUAGUAUCAGGAACCACAAAACCUGCAACUACAGCUGCAACAUCAGGAACCACAACAGCUGCUCCAUCAGCAACUACAGCUGCAACACCAGGAACCACAACAGCUGCACCAUCUGUAACCACAACAGCUGCUCCACCAUCAACUACAACAGCUGCAACUACAGUUUCACCAUCAGCAACUACAACACCUACACCAGCAGCAACUACAACAACAGCAACUACAACUGUAGUAUCUGGAACCACAACUGUUGCACAAUCAGCAAUGACAUCAGCUGCAACUACAUCUGCACCAUCAGGAACUACAACACCUGCAACUACAGCUGCAACAUCAGGAACAACUACUACUGCACCAUCAACUACCACAACAGCUGCACCACCAGGAACUACAACACCUACACCUUCAGCAACUACAACAACUGGAACCACAACAGCUGCACCAUCAGCAACUACAACAACUGCACCAUCAGCACCUACAACAACUACAACUACAACUGUAGUAUCUGGAACCACAACUGCAGCACCACCAGGAACUACAACAACUACACCAUCAGCAACUACAACAACUGGAACCACAACUGCUGCACCACCAGGAACCACAACACCUGCACCAUCAGCACCUACAACAACUGCAACUACAACUGUAGUAUCAGGAACCACAACUGCUGCACCACCAGGAACUACAACACCUACACCAUCAGCAACUACAACAACUGGAACCACAACUGCUGCACCGUCAGGAACCACAACACCUGCACCAUCAGCACCUACAACAACUACCACAACAGCUGCACCAUCAGGAACCACAACUGUAGUAUCAGGAACCACAACUGCUGCACCACCAGGAACUACAACACCUACACUUUCAGCAACUACAACAACUGCAACUACAACUGUAGCAUCAGGAUCCACAACUGCUGCACCUCCAGGAACCACAACACCUGCACCAUCAGCAACUACCACAACUUUAACUACAACUGUAAUAUCUGGAACUACAACUGCUGCACAAUCAGCAAUGACAUCAGCUGCAACAACAUCUGCACCAUCAGGAACUACAACACCUGCAACUACAGCUGCAACAUCAGGAACCACUACUGCUGCACCAUCAGCAACUACAGAAAGUUCUACAACAGCUGCAACAUCAGGAACCACAACAGCUGCUUCAUCAGCAACUACAGCUGCAACACCAGGAACCACAACAGCUGCACCAUCUGUAACCACAACUGCUGCUCCACCAGCAACUACAGUUGCACCAUCAGGAACCACAACACCUACACCUUCAGUAACUACAACAACUGCAACUACAACUGUAGCAUCGGGAACCACAACUGCUGCACAAUCAGCAAUGACAUCAGCUGCAACUACAUCUGCACCAUCAGGAACUACAACACCUGCAACUACAGCUGCAACAUCAGGAACCACAACUGCUGCACCAUCAACUACCACAAGAGCUGCACCAUCAGGAACCACAACUGUAACAACUGCUGCACAAUCAGCAAUGACAUCAGCUGCAACUACAUCUGCACCAUCAGGAACUACAACACCUGCAACUACAGCUGCAACAUCAGGAACCACUACUGCUGCAUCAUCAGCAACUACAACAGUUGCAACUACAGCAAGUUCUACAACAGCUGCAGCAUCAGGAACCACAACAGCUGCACCAUCAGCAACUACAACAGCUGCCCCACCAGCAACUACAGUUACACCAUCAGGAACCACAACAGCUGCACCAUCUGUAACCACAACAGCUGCUCCACCAGCAACUACAACAGCUGCAACUACAAUUGCACCAUCAGGAACCACAACAGUUGCACCAUCAGCAACCACAACACCUGCACCGUCAGCAACUACAACAACUGCAACUACAACAACUGUAACUACAACUGUAGUAUCAGGAACCACAACUGCUGCACAAUCAGCAAUGACAUCAGCUGCAACUACAUCUGCACCAUCAGGAACUACAACACCUGCAACUACAGCUGCAACAUCAGGAACCACAACACCUGCACCCUCAGCAACUACAACAACUGGAACCACAACUGCUGCACCACCAGGAACCACAUCACCUGCACCAUCAGCAACUCCAACAACUGCAACUACAGCAAGUUCUACAACAGCUGCAACAUCAGAAACCACUACUGCUGCAUCAUCAGCAACUACAACAGUUGCAACUACAGCAAGUUCUACAACAGCUGCAACAUCAGGAACCACAACAGCUGCACCAUCAGCAACUACAACAGCUGCCCCACCAGCAACUACAACAGCUGCAACUACAGCUAUACCAUCAGGAACCACAACAGUUGCACCAUCAGUAACUACAACAGUUGCAACAUCAGGAACUGCUACAGCUGCAACAUCAGGAACAACAACUGCUGCACCCUCAGUACCUACAACAGUUUCCACUACAGCAGGAACCACAACAGUUGCACCAUCAGCAACUACAACAGCUACAACAUCAGUAACUGCUACAGUUGCAACAUCAGGAGCCACAACAGCUGCACCAUCAGCUACCACAACAGCUGCACCAUCAGGAACCACAACUGCUGUACCAUCUUCAACUACAACAUCUGCAACUACAGCUGUACCAUCAGGAACCACAACUGUUGCACCACCAGGUACCACAACACCUACACCAUCAGGAACUACAUCACCUGCAACUACAGCUGCAACAUCAGGAACCACAACACCUGUACCAUCUUCAACUACGACAGCUGCAACUACAGCUCUACCAUCAGGUACCACAACAGCUGCACCUUCUGUAACUACAGGUGCACCAUCAGUAACUACAACAGCUGCACCACCAGCAACAACUACUGCUGCCACACCUUCAGCAACCACAACAGCUGUGCUUUCUGCAAGAACAUCUGCAGCAACUGCUUUAACCUCAGCUACAACUCUUGUACCAUCAGCAACAACAACAACAUUAGUGAGCAGUACUUCUUCUACAACAACUGUUACUCCUCUGGUUUCAACUGUGUCAUCAUUGUCAGCAACAGCCACUCCAACAACACCAAAAAGUACGACAACUGCCGUUCCCCCAGCAACAUCAACAGCUGCACCAUCCACAGCCUCACCUCCAGCAACCAUGACAACAAGUGGACCAUCAUCAACAACGUCUAGUGCAACUCGGGUUACUUCGUCUCCUCCAACUGUUAAGACACCACAGCCAACAGCAUCAGUAACGGUUGGAACAGUGUCGUCAACAAGUGAAAAGAAAUCAACUACAGGCCCAACAACCUUAUCAGGAAGCACAACAAUCGCAGCUAAGACAACAAGUAAACCCACAACAGUUUCUGGUACAUCUCACAUUUCAACAUCAGCUUCAACAACUCAAAGUGUGACCGAACCUAGUACAAUUACAUCCAGUCCCUCUGUUUCUCUGAAAACAUCACCUGAGACAUCACCUGAGACAUCACCUGAGACAUCACCUGAGACAUCACCUGAGACAUCCCCUGGAACAACUACUAGUCAAACAUCGACAGCACUAUCAUCCACAGAAACAUCAGUAGCUAGCAAUGCUACAAAAGUUACAACAACAACCACACCUAGCUCCACUGGAAGUACUGUUGUACCUUCAACAGAAGCUCCAAAAGACCAGUGCCAGCCAUUUGCUGUAAAUAUCACACUAAAAGUCAUGGGUUGUGAAGCUAUCCAUCCAGUUAAGGUUAUGGAGUGUCGUGGAUCUUGCAAUUCUUAUGCUCGCACCAGGGAAGAUGGUAACAUACAGAGUGUAUGUCGCUGCUGUGCUCCUGCUGAAGUUAGACAAGACUCUGUGAUGGUGAAGUGUGCAAAUGGUAAAACUCACCGACAUAGCUUCAGUCGCAUUGUUUCCUGUGCUUGCAAUGUUUGCACCGGAAGCGAACCUAUGUAGAGGUCAACAACAACGCAACUGUGCUAACGUGAACACAAUAUUGUCAGAAGAAUCUAUAUUUUUAACGGAAAAAUUAUAUUUGUAACAUUUUGAUUUAAGUAAAUAAUUAAUAAAUAUUUGCAUUCCCUUCA
Molecule: messenger RNA, 11510 nt
Organism: Octopus bimaculoides (California two-spot octopus)
Lineage: Eukaryota; Metazoa; Mollusca; Cephalopoda; Octopoda; Octopodidae
Molecular function (GO): protein binding
Source: RefSeq, a predicted model, not a curated record